Molecule: messenger RNA, 1928 nt
Organism: Sesamum indicum (sesame)
Lineage: Eukaryota; Viridiplantae; Streptophyta; Magnoliopsida; Lamiales; Pedaliaceae
Product: 26S proteasome non-ATPase regulatory subunit 12 homolog A
Cellular component (GO): cytoplasm; proteasome regulatory particle, lid subcomplex
Source: RefSeq, a predicted model, not a curated record
AAAAUGUAUUAGCUGUAAGAUGGUCGCAUGGUAAAACGUAUUUCAACUCUCUCUCUCUCUCUCUCUCUCUCUCUAGGGUUUUGUUUUUCAUCGAUUGCACGAAAAAUUCCCGAAUUGGUUCUAUUCGAUCGAAAUGGAAAAUGGAGGCGGAGAUUUGGAGGCGAAAAUUGAGAUGUUGCUGAAUGUGGAGAAGCAGAUGAGGCAAGUGGGUGAUGUUGCAGGUACGAGGAAGGCCGUCACCGAUAUUUUGCAGCUCUGCUUUGAAGCCGGCGCGUGGAGAACACUCAAUGAUCAGAUUGUGCUUAUUUCCAAGCGGCGUGGACAGUUGAAACAGGCUGUACAAGCAAUGGUCCAGCAAGCAAUGCAAUAUAUUGACCAGACUCCAGAUCUUGAUACUAAAAUAGAGCUUAUUAAGACACUUAACAGUGUGUCCGCUGGAAAGAUAUAUGUUGAGAUAGAGAGGGCUCGGUUGAUUAAGAAACUUGCAAAGAUUAAGGAAGAACAAGGACUUAUAGCUGAGGCUGCUGACUUGAUGCAAGAAGUUGCGGUGGAGACCUUUGGCGCCAUGGCAAAAACUGAAAAAAUAGCUUUCAUACUUGAGCAAGUUCGUUUGUGUUUAGAUCGCCAAGACUAUGUCCGUGCACAAAUACUCUCGAGAAAGAUAAGUCCUAGAGUUUUUGAAGCUGAUACUUCAAAAGAGAAGAAAAAGCCAAAAGAAGGUGAAGCCAUUGUCGAAGAGGCUCCUGCUGAUAUUCCAUCAUUGUUGGAGUUGAAAAAGAUCUACUACCAAUUAAUGAUCAGGUAUUAUGCGCAUAGCAACAAUUACCUUGAGAUAUGUCGAUGCUACAAGUCAAUAUAUGAGAUUCCUUCUGUGAAAGAAGACCCUGCUCAGUGGAUACCGGUUUUGAGAAAAAUAUGCUGGUAUCUGGUCUUGUCUCCUCAUGAUCCCAUGCAGUCAAGCCUUCUUAACUCAACUCUUGAGGAUAAGAACCUUUCAGAAAUUCCUCAUUUCAGGUUACUGCUGAAACAACUAGUUACCAUGGAGGUUAUUCAGUGGACAGCUCUUUGGGACACAUUCAAAGAUGAGUUUGAGAAUGAGAGAAACAUGCUUGGCGGAUCUCUGGGUGAAAAGGCAGCUGAAGAUUUGAAACUCAGAGUGAUAGAACAUAACAUCCUUGUUGUCUCAAAAUACUACUCACGGAUAACCUUGAAGAGACUUGCAGAUCUGUUAUGCCUUACCGUCCAGGAGGCAGAAAAACAUCUCUCUGAAAUGGUCGUCUCCAAAGCAUUAGUGGCAAAGAUCGACAGACCUAUGGGUGUGAUCUGUUUCCAAACUGUCAAGGAUAGCAAUGACAUUUUAAAUUCAUGGGCAAUGAACUUGGAGAAGCUGCUCGACCUUGUGGAGAAGAGUUGCCACCAAAUUCACAAGGAGACAAUGGUCCACAAAGCCGCACUCAAAGUCUGAAAUGCUGAUACUUGGAGAGGUACUGUUUUACAUUAGUCCUAAUGACUCUGGGCAGGAACCAGGAUGUACCUCAUUGCAACUGCAGGUCCCAACUUUCCCAUCAUUUGGCCCUUGACGUCAAAUUGGUUCCAUGUCAAGUACUUUCUAACGCUUUUACUUUUCAAAUGAUUCAUGUGACGUAUUACACAUUGUCCUCUGGGACGAGCAGGGUCAUGAUGUUUGUGCCUAUAUGCUCAAAGUUAUCAUAUAUCAGGAGAAAUGUAUGUUAUUUUGGAAAUGUGGGGUUUGCAAAUCGUAUAUACUUGAGUGAAUACGUGAUCUAUUAGAGAUCCCUGCAAAGCUCUUAUAGCUUCUUUGAGGACUGAUUCUGCAUUUUGUUGAGCUCUUAAUACUCAAGAACCUUAUAUGGAUUGUGUGCACGAAUCAAAACAAUUUUCCGAUAUUAUAUAUUUUCAUUUGGUCA